Molecule: messenger RNA, 2121 nt
Organism: Fragaria vesca subsp. vesca
Lineage: Eukaryota; Viridiplantae; Streptophyta; Magnoliopsida; Rosales; Rosaceae
Product: pentatricopeptide repeat-containing protein At2g03380, mitochondrial-like
Exons: 1
Coding region: 1-2121 (706 amino acids)
Biological process (GO): RNA modification
Molecular function (GO): RNA binding; protein binding
Source: RefSeq, a predicted model, not a curated record
AUGAAACUCAUCUCUAACCUUCAUAAACAAAUACCCAGAAACCCUUUACUCCAAUCACGAACCCUAACCCAUUUUACAUAUAACCCACCACCUCCAGACCCACCUGAGAUUUCUGAAGCCAAAGCCUCAACCCACUCAAUCUUCACAAACCCAGCCUUCAAUCUUCUUGUAAUGUGUAGAAACAUCGAUUCCCUUAAGAAAGUUCAUACCUUGCUUGUAGUGCACGGCUUAUCAAAUGACCCUCUUUGUCAUACCAAACUGAUUAGUCUAUACGCCUCAUUUGGGCGUGUGGAUUGUGCCCGGUUAGUGUUCGACGAAAUUCCAAGCCCAGAUUUUUAUUCGUCGAAAGCAAUGGUGAGGUGGUACUUCUUGCACAAUUUGUAUGGAGAGGUUUUGGGGUUGUUUAGGCGCAUGAGAAUGUGGGUUAGGGAGCGUGACAAUGUUGUGUAUUCGAUUGUGUUGAAGGCGUGUAGCGAGGCGAGGGAUGUUAAUGAGGGGAGGAAGGUGCAUUGUGAGAUUGUUAAGGCGGCGUGUCCCGAUGGGUUUGUGUUGACCGGGUUGUUGGAUGUGUAUGCAAAAUGUGGGUGGAUUGAGUGGUCUAGGAGGGUGUUUGAUGGGAUUGUGGAUAGGAAUGUGGUAUGUUGGACUUCGAUGAUUUUUGGGUAUGUACAAAAUGAGUGUCCGGAAGAUGGGUUGGUUUUGUUUAAUAGGAUGAGGGAGGGGAUGGUUGAAGCGAACCAGUUUACGCUAGGUAGUGUACUUACGGCUUGCACAAAGUUGAGAGCUUUGCACCAGGGAAAGUGGAUCCAUGGAUACUUGAUUAAGAAUGGUAUUGAGGUUAAUAAUGUGUUGGUGACGUCUCUUUUGGACAUGUAUGUCAAGUGCGGGGACAUAAGAGAUGCUCGUUCUAUAUUUGAUGAGCAUUCCAUGAUCGAUCUUGUUUGGUGGACUGCCAUGAUUGUUGGGUACACGCAAAGUGGGUGCCCGUUGGAGGCCUUGAAGUUGUUUACAGACAAGAGAUGGGAUGGUCUGUUGCCGAAUUCUAUAACCACUGCAAGUGUGCUUUCGUCUUGUGCACAGUCGGGUGAUUUGAAUAUGGGAAGGUCAGUCCAUGGUCUUGGGAUUAAACUUGGGUUGGAAGAGUCUUCUGUGAGAAAUGCUCUUGUUGACAUGUAUGCAAAAUGCCAUAUGAUUAGUGAUGCUCGUUAUAUCUUUGAUACAACAUUGGACAAGAAUGUGAUUACUUGGAGUUCAAUAAUUUGUGGAUAUUCCCAAAACGGGUUGGCAUAUGAAGCCCUUCAAUUGUUUCAUCAAAUGAGAUCAGAGUCAUUCUCACCUGAUGCAUUCACAUUGGUAAGUGUCCUCUCAGCUUGCGCUUCCCUUGGUUUUCUUCAGGUUGGUUCAUCAGUUCAUGCUUACUCGAUAAAGGAUGGCAUAUCAACUUCAAACCUCUAUGCCGGCACUGCCCUUCUAAAUUUCUAUGCCAAGUGUGGUGAUGCUGAAUCUGCUCGUCUAGUUUUUGAUGGAAUGAAAGAGAAGAGUUCUAUAACAUGGAGUGCGAUGAUUGGUGGUUAUGGAAUCCAGGGUGAUAGUAGUGGUUCCGUAGAACUUUUCAAUUAUAUGUUAAAGGAGCGUCUAGAGCCAAACGAAGUAGUCUUCACAACCAUACUAUCAGCUUGUAGCCAUACAGGAAUGGUUGCAGAAGGUAUGAGGUAUUUCAAUUCCCUAUGCCAGGAUUAUAACUUUGUGCCUUCUAUGAAGCACUAUGCAUGUAUGGUUGAUCUCCUGGCUCGUGCUGGCAAACUUGAGGAGGCCUUGGAAUUUAUUGAGAAAAUGCCGGUUCGACCAGAUGUUAGUUCGUUUGGGGCAUUUCUCCACGGAUGUAGACUCUAUUCAAGGUUUGAUCUUGGCAAAGUGGCGAUAAAAAGAAUGCUGGAGUUGCAUCCUAAUGAAGCCUCCUACUAUGUGCUAAUGUGUAACCUGUAUGCUUCAGAUGGUAGAUGGAGCCAGGUUAAUCAGGUGCGAGAGUUGAUGAAACAGAGGGGUUUAAGCAAGUCCCAAGCAUAUAGCCAAGUGCAAAUGGAUUUCAGAAAGAGGGAAUUUGGUGUGGCUUAUGGAUAA